GAUAGAAGAAAGCAUUGGGUAGCUCUGUAGGAUGCAGUCUUUGUAAUCUGCCAAAUAUUAUUGUGGCUAAUGUGGCAGCAUUGGGCUUCUGGUAAAAUUGGAUUCCUAGAAAUCAGGAUAAGAAUCAUGGACCUUGUAAUUUGCUCGAUGCUAUGCAUUAUCUUUUAUGGCAUAGGGCAGGGGAAUGCUCAGACCUGCCCGAUUACUACAGACAUGGAGAUGCUAACAUUUGAAGCAGUGGAUACCGGAGGGAAUAUUACAGUUGAGGAAAAAGACUGGGGCUCGCUCUCCCCCCUCUUUAGAAUGAGUAACUUGUUUCUGGAUGCCGUACAGCCACACCAAUUCCCAGAAGAUAUGCUGCGUGUGGCAUUAACAAAUUCCUCAUCUUUGCAAACAUCGAGGGUGGUAAAAUAUGAGGCAGGGUAUGUUACCUGCGCUGUGAUUGCGGUUAUCUUCAUAAUCUUUAUGCUGGUAUUCGGGAUUACUUACUGUACAUACCAGUGCCGAGGGAGAAGGAUCUUCGCCAGUUGUGAUGGAGUGUUCUGCCAGCGUACACCAAUUUUCCUGGGCCUCAUUAUGACCUGCUGUAUUUUGUUUGCUGGUCUGGUGUGUUCCUUCUACCUCAAUGAAAAAGUACAACAAGAGAUGGGUCCAGGAAUUCAAGAAAUAAAACAGAGCAUCCAGGACUUCCGCUAUUCUAUAAACAGCAUCCCCCGGGCUCUUGAAAAUGUGGUUUCUGAAUUCUCUGUUCCCAAGCUAAAAGUCUUUGAUGAUUUACAGAAGUUUAUCGAACAUAUUGACAACCUAGUACAUUCCAAACUCAACAGUGAAAUUUUUCCUCUUCUAACCGAUGCUCUUGCAACAGCAAAACAAUUGCUAAAUGCAACACAACUCUUAGUGGAUGUGAACAGGACUAUGACUGACCUGAACCAGAGGCAAGGUAAACUGGUGGAUGAACUCAGCACCCAUAAACAUAACCUGCAAAAAGUCCUUUCUGACCCACUCUGCAAAAACUGCAGUGAGCUUGCGGGGAUCGUACAGAAUUUGGAACUCGGACUGAACUACAGCCAGAUCCUUACUGUGAGUGAAUAUGUGAAUAGAUUAAAAAACGUGAGGAAAGUCAAUUUGACAGGAGUCUUUCAGCAGGGAUUCCAAGCUAUGAAUAAAGUGCCAACCUUAGUGAAAGAUAAGACUGUGGAAAGUGUUAAAGAAACUAGGAUAUCCAUUAUCAGGACUGAGAAGGAAAUCAAAGAUUAUGUAUCCAAACUUUCCUUACAGAAAUACAUGGACCCUGUAAACAAGGCAUUACUAAAUUUGGAAGAGACGAGUGAUAGAUAUGGGAAUGAGGUGGAACGCUAUGAAUAUUACAGAUGGGUGAUUGGAAUUGUCCUGUGCACCAUGGUUCUCCUGAUUGUUGUCUGUACUUUCCUGGGGCUGUUUCUUGGCAUUUAUGGUCUUUAUACACGGAGUGAUCCUUCAGCAGCAACAGUCAGACGGACAGCUGGAUAUCGAGCCCUUAUAGUUGAGAUCUACCUAUCAUUCUCUUUCUCCUGGCUGCUCGUAAUAUUUGUGUUUAUAAUAUUUCUGGUCGGAGGAAACUUGCAAACACUAAUUUGUAAACACUGGGCUAAUGGUGACCUCUAUAGGUUUCUGGAUAAACCUGAGAACCUACCACCGAAUUUAAACUUGAAGCGUCUUUUUGGACUCAAAGAAAGUUCGAAUCUGAGUGACCUGUAUCAAGAAUGCUACAGAGGAGCACCAAUAUGGGAUGUUCUUCAGUUUAAUUCUACAAUUGAUUUUGAUAGUCUAUUUAACAUCUCUAAGUACACAGGCGAUCUCCAAAGCAAGAUAGAAGACAUUCCAGUGGACAUGGAUGCACUAGAUCUUUUUGUGAACAUUGCAGUAUUAGUACUGUUGGACUAUAAAAACAGUGGGCUGGAUCGAAUCCCUGCCAGCAGCAUCAUGGAGCAGAUACAAGAACCUCUGCUGAAAGUGGACAUGGAGCAGUUUGUAUCAGCUUUGGAGACUCUCGCCACCAUCCAGAGUGAUCCAAGUAUAAAGAGUCAGUUGCUAAAUGAAAUAGCUUCUCUCAAAAAGUUUCAGACUUCCUUACUACAAGAUCAAGAAAAUUAUACGAAGAAGCUUAAUGACAGUUUAAGGUCCCUGAGUCUACUGAUUGUACCUUUGCAGACAGGGAUAGACCGUGCUAUAAAGAAUGUCCAAACCCUGCAAACACCACUAAUAACAGAUUUCAUUGAAGAACUGAAAAUGGAAAGCAGAUGCCUUCUCAAUGAAUCUCUUGGAUACUUUACCCAAUACAUGGAGUGGGUUAAAAAGACAGUCAUGGAGGAUAUCGCUUCUUGCCGUGCAUUUCCUUUAACUCUGGACAGAGUUCGUGUUGUAGUGUGUCAUGAUGUGACUAUGCCUUGGAAUGCUUUCUGGUUCUGCCUUGGUUGGUGCACAUUUUUCCUGAUUCCCAAUAUCAUUUUAAGUAUUAAAUCAUCUGAACAUAUUGAACCCAGACCUCGAAGGAUACCAUAUGAAGAAGAGAAUUCUUAUCUCAUGACAGAGAAUCCAGCAUCUUAGGAAACAUGGUUCUAUGUUGUCUCAGUUUUAUGGAAAUGAGUCAUAAAGAAGAUAUGUGAAAAAAACGCAAACCUCUGGUUUCUAGCCACGGUGGGUUUUUGACUAAUAGCGAGAUGCAAACAACAUCUGGCAUCUCUCACCCAUCAUGUUGUAAGCCAAAAAGGUGUACUCCAAACAAAUUCUGAAUUCUACCUUUCCUCAGUUGGCCUGUAGGACCCUUGAAAUGGGG
Pelobates fuscus (common spadefoot toad) is the source of this 2815-nucleotide messenger RNA. It is a transcript of the gene PROM2, whose product is annotated as prominin 2. NCBI's taxonomy places the organism in Eukaryota, Metazoa, Chordata, Amphibia, Anura, Pelobatidae. The record is from RefSeq and is a predicted model, not a curated record. The coding region runs from base 70 to 2586 and encodes 838 amino acids. The transcript is spliced from 23 exons. Gene Ontology annotation, molecular function: cholesterol binding. Gene Ontology annotation, cellular component: cilium; apical plasma membrane; plasma membrane.